AUGGCAGUCCUUUGCGACCAGUUCGCGAUUACCUUGACUCUUGCCAAGUCGAUAUUUUUGCAAAAACCCCGAGAAGACCGUCUUCCCGAGACAGCCGCUGCACGUACGCAGUUAAACCCCCUUGACGAGGCACAGCUCGAUAUGACCAGUUACGACGAGCUUGAUAUGCCUAAGCGAUUACUCACUGAAGAUCUGUCGCCCCAGGCCUUUCACCAAGGAAAGUCUUAUGUCGAGUUCAACACUGGCUUUGACGCAGUCUUCUCUCUCCCCCUCCUGUGGUCGUCGUUGUCCAUCGAGUCUUGGCAUCUGUAUGGACGCCCUGCAUUAGCCGGCCUCGUUGUGACCUACAUCUCGCGCUCGGGCAACGUUCCACUGAAAAUUCAUCUUAAAUCGGAGGAGGAUAUUCCCGAAGUCGAAUUACAAGUCUUCGAUGCACUACUCGAACAUGUGUCUCGCUGGCAGGAAGCGACCCUGUAUAUCAGCCUACCGUGGCUGUUGCACGCAAAAACCAAAUUGGGUUCGCGACUGUUCCCAGUCCUGGAUGUGCAGCACAACAGCCAAUCCAACCAGGACUUGACGAGAUACUUUCCGAACCAAAUCAUACAAUCAAGCCCUAAGCUCAGUAUCUUUCAUGGGCUUGGCUACGAUUCCUCGUUCAGUCCAAGAGGAUUUGGGGGUACCUAUGGCGAUCAUUCUCGAGUGACAAAUCGUUUCCCGAUGCUGGAAAUAUGUAGCACGGGGGGCUUCCGAUUGUCCGAGGACGCCUCGAAUGGCAUCGGCCUCGAGGACGACAUCCCAAUCUACACGUCGAAGAUAACUCACCUGUACCAUGCUGCACCUUGGGACACAUUCCAAGAGGGGGCCUGGCAAUUUCUUCGAAUUCCAGACUUGACCUCCUUGGAGCUUCGCCACAAUGGCUACUCCUUGACGCAGGUGUCCUCGUUACUCUCUUCAUCUGGAAACGGAGAGCUGGGAUUGCUUGAUCAACUUACAACUGGCCUGACGUUUGUGACGGACAGGUGGCCUGUAGUUCCAAAUCUCCUGUCAUUCGAGCUUUCUUGGAGUGACUGGGGGUAUAAGCGAUUGCGGGACUUAAACACAAUGGCUCUGCAAACUGUCCUCAGGAACGCCAUAUGUGGGAUGGUGGAAUCACGCCUUUCCGUCUCAGGGAAUCAAACGCAAGCGCAAGGAUUACAGAGGCUCGCACUUAGGAUUCGCGACGGGGAUUUUCUUGAAUUCGAAUUGCUCUAUGAGGCGAUAGGCAAUAAGCUUUCUUGUAUGGAGGGGUUUGAUUUCGAGACUCUGACCCCACAGUUUUCUUGUGUCAAAACACAUUCCGCUAGUGCAUUGCGAUAA
Lentinula edodes (shiitake mushroom) is the source of this 1356-nucleotide messenger RNA. RefSeq lists its product as uncharacterized. The coding region runs from base 1 to 1356 and encodes 451 amino acids. The transcript is spliced from 7 exons. The record is from RefSeq and is a predicted model, not a curated record. NCBI's taxonomy places the organism in Eukaryota, Fungi, Basidiomycota, Agaricomycetes, Agaricales, Omphalotaceae.